Molecule: messenger RNA, 2339 nt
Organism: Drosophila navojoa
Lineage: Eukaryota; Metazoa; Arthropoda; Insecta; Diptera; Drosophilidae
Gene: Sox21a
Product: SRY-box transcription factor sox21a
Biological process (GO): brain development; neuron differentiation; positive regulation of transcription by RNA polymerase II
Cellular component (GO): nucleus
Molecular function (GO): DNA-binding transcription activator activity, RNA polymerase II-specific; RNA polymerase II cis-regulatory region sequence-specific DNA binding
Source: RefSeq, a predicted model, not a curated record
GAAUAUGUGGUUCAAAUCAAAACUGUCGCGCACUCGACACGGACGCACCGGCUCCGGCAACGCACUCGGCUCGGGGUUAGUUCAGUUUGAAAAGGAAGCGAAGCUUCGAGCGCCGCACAAAAGCGCUUAUCAAGUGCCAACUUAUCCGCAGUGUUUAGAUCGCAAUUGAAACUUGAAUAAAACACAAAGCAAAUCAUGCAAAUCAAUUAUAACAUUUAGUGCUGCAUAUCCCAAAAGAUCACUGAUCAGAAGUGUUGACAAACUUAACAUUGAUUGCUAACAGCAGUGUUGUUGAACGAGCUUAAGAGUUAACCCUUCCCGGGAUUACGGCUACAAAUCCGCAACUGUACAAAAGCACAUCUCUGCGCAUAGAGACACAGGGGAAACGGUCAGUGCACCGCAGUGGAGUCCCUGGACAACCCGGCAGCCGGCAAUCGGGCCACUCACCUGACGCAACCAGCUCCAGAGCCCCAGUGCACAGCCAUGACGAGCAUCUCGGCGCUGCUGCACCGCAAUCACAGCCACAGUCACAGCCACAACCACAGUCACAACCACAACAGCAAUGGCUACACGAGCAGUGGCAGCAGCAGUCACAGUCACCACAGCAGCAGCCUCUCACCGCCAACGACAAUCGGAGCGGCCACAACUCCGCCGCCACCACCGCCUCCAGCGGUGCCUAAACUACAGCAGCAGCAGUUGCAACAGCAGCAGCAACAACAGCCACAACAACAACAACACAGCUCCAACUCGAAUGGCAGUUCGCAUCAUGACCACAUUAAGCGACCAAUGAACGCGUUCAUGGUGUGGUCCCGGGGCCAGCGACGCAAAAUGGCGCAGGACAAUCCCAAAAUGCACAAUUCAGAGAUAUCGAAGCGUUUGGGUGCCGAAUGGAAGUUGCUCACCGAAUCACAGAAGCGUCCAUUCAUUGAUGAGGCCAAGCGUUUACGCGCGCUGCACAUGAAAGAGCACCCCGACUACAAGUAUCGGCCUCGACGCAAGCCCAAGACGCUCAACAAGUCCCCGGUGCCGGGUGGCAGUGGGGGCGGAGGCGCAGGCGGAGGCUCAGGCAACAACGCUGGACUGACGGUCGCUGGCCAGCUGGGCAAGGAGCCAGUCCAGCCGCAGCACUCGCCACAUGCACAGGGCCUGCCGCAUCAUCACCACCAUCCGCAUCAUCCACACCCGCAUCCCGCCCAUGCCCACGCCCACGCCCACCAUCACCAUGCGCAGCUGAGCGCAGUGGCUGCUGCCGCUGCCGCUGCCGCCGUCUCGCACUCCCAUUCGCAUUCGCCCACCUCGCUGGCCGCCAAGUAUGGCUUCGGGUCCCCGCUGGAGCUGUCGCUGCCGCGCGUGCCCGGCGGCUUCCCGGGGCUGGCGCACUAUCCGCUGGACCCAACACUGGCGCUGGACCUGCAGGCGCGUCUGCAGGCGAUGUACGCCGGCAGCAUCUAUCAUCCCUGGCGCUACUUGCCGCUGAUCAGCCCCGAUACUCCGCCCUCGCCGCCCAGCAGCAGCGGCACAGGCAUCUCCUCCUACGGCUGUGUCAAGUCAUCCAAGUCCUCGCCCGUCGCCGUCGUCCCAGCGCUGGCCACGACGCCGCCCAACAUUAUUUGACCGACUCCCCUGCGCUACGGCGCUGCCGCUGCGGAGCAUGCGGUCUAGACUUGGAGCAUUCGCAGCGACCCCUUGCACCCCGCCCCACCCCAACUGGUAGCAGCCUUCAGAGCUGCCCACUUACCUAUGUAGGACCCUAGUAUUAGCUGAAUCUUUGUGUGUUUCUGUUUUACGUUGCGUGUUUCUGUUUCCCCCUCCCUGAUUACGUCUACGACCAUUCCCUUUGGUUAUGUGGUACUUAGCUACAUAUGUAUAUAAACAACACACAAAUAUAUAUAAUAUCGGAUAUGCUAUCCAAAACGAAACACACCAAGAAAACCAAAGCAGAAUUUUGAGCGGAAACCGAAAUAAAUAAAAGUCAAAUUGUUCCUAUCAAACUGGCACUCGAGUAUAUUCUUGAAUAGAUGCAACUGACUUUGGGUAAGCCGAUGUAUACCGAUGUAUAUGCAAUCAAUCGAUUUUCAAUGAAGAGCCCAGGGAAUCAAUAGGUUGAACAAUUUUUAAGACAGCUUCAGUUCAGUUACCACAAACCCAAAUCUAUAAUUUAGACACAUAGUCUUAAUUGCUUCUAAGUUCUUAGUGCUUUAUCUAUAAAUAUAUAAUAUAUAUUGUUGGCCCGAUCUUGUGUAAUAUAUAUGCGUAUAUAUAAAAUCUAUAUUUUAAUGUGAUACAAAACGAAAGGCAAAUUGUAACUGUAAACGAAUAAAUGAUUUUUAAAUAGCUCA